This is a messenger RNA of Orbicella faveolata, 1128 nucleotides long. Its product is annotated as cation channel sperm-associated auxiliary subunit epsilon-like. Gene Ontology annotation, cellular component: sperm principal piece; CatSper complex. Gene Ontology annotation, biological process: flagellated sperm motility; sperm capacitation. The record is from RefSeq and is a predicted model, not a curated record. NCBI's taxonomy places the organism in Eukaryota, Metazoa, Cnidaria, Anthozoa, Scleractinia, Merulinidae.
AUGUCAGCUCUGAGACACCCUUCCACUCUGUUGAGUUUUGUUCUCAUUCUGUUAAAUCUUCAUCCGGUAUGGGGAAUAUGUCCAAAGCACGAAGUUUUGCUCCACAACCUCAAGUCAAGGUACUUCCUAGACAAGGGAGAAAAACUGGAGGCAUGGGCUAAACUCAUUCCUGAACCUUGGGGAGAUAAUCGAAUGAUUGGAAGCCUCUCAAAUACAGAGCACUUGACAUUUAAUUUAACAAGCUCAGAAAUAUCUGCAGAACGGCAAGCUAUAGGAGUUAUAUCCAGAAAUGUUGUAAGUAUUGCUAGACAAUGGCCAAUUUGUUUUGGUAUUUGUAAUUCAGGUAUCUGGUUUAAUAGCUCAGGAGAAGUUUAUUUAUAUAGAAUAGGGACUCCACAGACAGUUUCCAUUGGAGAAAAGGAUAAACAAAGAAGAAACCAGGGUUACAACUACUCUAGGGAUGUUGUGUUUAGGAUUGAGGCGUUUUCUGAAGAUCAGUCUUGUAUCACAUUAAAAGCUGAAACAAAUGUAACUAUCGGAUGUCCACUUCGCCGACAUAUUAUUCCCCGGGGGAAACCUACCAGUUGUGCUGGCUUUCGAAACUACUCCUAUCUAGUGCAAAGAUAUGACGGAGAAACUUUUGUAAAAGAAGUAGAUGUGAACUAUAUUAUGUGGGAACAGCACGGACGAGCAGGCUACAAGUACAGUGCAACAAUGAAAGAGGCUGGGUGUAUUAGUGAGGCGCAGAGUUGGGAAAAGAUGAUACGCGGGUCUACUCAGGAAGAAACCAUGGAAUCAGCGUGGUCUAAAGAGAAUUACCAGAGCUGUUUUCAACAGAAUUCUCCCUUGUCUGUAGCUAAUCUUGAUCAGCCAUAUGAAAUCCUUAACAGCUCUGAAGCCUCCUCGCAUAUUGUGUGGAGUGAUGUCGGCACGUUUGUCUUCACGCUGAAAGUUAUCGAUCCUGACUUCAGCUUCUGUAACCUGACGAUGGAGUUUGGUGUUCAAGUGUACGGCGCAGGGAGCGCCAUGGAAGAGAUUCCUACUUUUGUUGUCCUUGGUUCUUCUUGUCUUGCCACCGUAAUCCUGCUUUUUUCCGGUUACUACACGGCUGUGCUUUGUUCAAACUAA